Chelmon rostratus (copperband butterflyfish) is the source of this 690-nucleotide messenger RNA. RefSeq names its product prolactin-like. Lineage: Eukaryota; Metazoa; Chordata; Actinopteri; Chaetodontiformes; Chaetodontidae. Gene Ontology annotation, cellular component: extracellular region. Bases 1 to 690 code for a protein of 229 amino acids. The transcript has 5 exons. The record is from RefSeq and is a predicted model, not a curated record. Gene Ontology annotation, molecular function: hormone activity. Gene Ontology annotation, biological process: positive regulation of receptor signaling pathway via JAK-STAT; response to nutrient levels.
AUGCCUGGAAACAUCCGAUCAGUCUCCGCGGGGUGGGUGGUGUUGGUCUGUCUGUUGUUCUGCAGCAGACUGACCAACGUGGGGGCAGCACCCAUCUGCACUAAUGCCCAGGCCGGGUGCCACGUCCUCUCCCUGGCUAACCUGUUUGACCGGGUCAUCCAACACUCGGCCAGGAUGCACGGCAUUUCAAAUGACCUUCACUCCGAGUUUGAGCAGUACUUCCUACCCAGUAAGAAUCAGAUUGGCCGGGUCAGCCGCAACUGUCACACCUCUACAAUCCUCACCCCAAAUGGCAAAGAGAACGCUCAGAGGAUGGCGAGAGAGGAGCUGACGGAGGUGAUUCUGAAGCUCCUGGUGGCAUGGAGGGAUCCUCUGUGGCACUUCCACCAAAGCAUGGCUCACCAUGACUUCAACAACUUCAGCUCGAACAAAGCUCUCGAGAUGAGCGACAUGGUGCACGAGCUGCGCAAAGGUGUAGAGAAGGUGGCUGAGAAGAUGCAGAUGUUGGGGAUAAUAAGUAACUCUGUGAGCAGCCUGGCUGCCCCCGAGGCCUCGUUUCCGUCUGACAGCGCCGAGUGGCGCCCGAUGAAAGACUACGACCUCCUCUACUGCUUCCGCCGAGAUUCCAACAAGGUCCAGAACUACCUGAAGAUCCUUAAGUGUCGCAUUGUUCCAGAAUACGGAUGCUAA